AGAGCCACUCUCGGCUCGGGCUGCCAGGCCCCCAUCAGCACCCCAAGUACCGAAGCGUGGUGCGCGAGGGCCCCCUCGCGCAUGUGAGCGGCGCCCCUUGCCGCAGGGGAGGGAUGGCGCGCCCCCGCCCCCGGGCCCACGCGGCGCGCGCGCCGCUCCUGCUGGUGGCGGUAGCCCUCCCGGCGCUCGCCUCCGGCUCGGGCUUCCGGUUCGCCGCGAACCCGGUGCGGCGUGUCGUCCAGAUGCUGCAGAUGUUGCAGCAGAAGGCCGACGAGGAGUUCGCGAAGGAGGAGGGCCUCUUCAGCAAGGCCAUGUGCCAGUGCUCCUCCACGAUCGGGGCCCUCCGGCAGAGCGCCGCGGACGCGACGGAGAAGUUGCCCCAGCUCGACAGCGCCAUCAAGGGCGGCAGGGCCGAGCAGGCCGAGCUCCAGUCGGACAUCGCCCACGCGAGGGCCGAGCGCGCGGACUCGGAGACCACGCUCGGCGAGGCGAGGGAGACCCGCAAGCGGGAGGCUGCCGCGCACGAGAAGGCUGCGGCCACCACCGCGGCCCACGUCAAGAACCUGAACGACGCCGUGGCGUCGCUCAGCAGCGCCGGCACCAGCGCGCUGCUGCAGGACCGCGCCCAGGUGGCCUCGCUGCAGCGCGUGGUGGCCGCGCAGGACAGCAUAGUCAAGGACGACAGGGACGCGGUCAUCGCCUUCCUCCAGGGCGGCGAGCAGUCCGGGGGGAGCUCCCUGGACGAGGUGCUAGGCAUCAUGAGGCAGCUUGCCGAGAGCAUGGCCAAGGACCUCGAGGAUAUGAACCAGGCCGACCAGGAGGCCCAGCAGGCGUUCGAGAACAUCGAGGCUGCCAAGCUGGGGCAGAUCGCAACGACUGACAGCGUCGUCAAGGAAAAGAGCACCCGCCUGGGAGAGCUGAGCCUGUCCAUCGUGAACGACGUGGAGGACCGGGAGGAGACGGCGGCGAUACUGGAGGAGAACGUGAAAAUACUCCAGGAGACGCAGAAGAACUGCGAGCAGAACAAGGCCGAGUGGUCCCUGCGGGUCAACUUCCACAAGGAGGAGAGCGUGGCCAUAGCGGAUGCGAUCCGGCUGCUCAACGAGCAGGCCACGCAGGCGGUGCUGUCCAAGAGCGUCCCGGUGCCCCCGGCGCCGGUGCCCUCGUUCCUGCAGCUGCGCGGGGCGGCGGGCGCCGAGGAGGCGCCCUGCCGCACGCAGGAGCUGCUGGGGCAGGCCGCCAGGGGCGGCGACGCGCGCCUCUCGCUGCUCGCCGUCAGCAGCCGCGUGCGGCUCCGCGCAGGCUCGCGCCUGAGGGCGAGGCAGAUGGGCUUCGAGAAGGUGAUCCAGAUGGUGACGGGCAUGGUCGAGCAGCUGCAGGAGGAGCAGGCCGCCGAGGACAAAAAGAGGGCGUACUGCCAGCGGAGCCUGGAGGAGGCGGACGACGAGCGCCGAGGCCUGGAGAACUUGAUCUCGGACCACCAGAAGGAAACAGACGAGGGCGCCGAGCAGCUGACCGUCCUCGCGGAGGAGGUGGCCGCCCUCCAGAAGGGGCUGGAGGCCCUGGACGCGCAGGUCCAGGAGGCCACCGCGCAGCGGAAGGCCGAGAACGAGGACUACGUCAACGCGCUGUCGGAGCAGGUGGCCGCCAAGGAGGUGCUGAUCAUGGCCAGGAUGCGGCUCGAGCAGUUCUACGGCCAGAGGGCGCAGCUGAUCCAGGCCAACGCCACGGCCGACGCCGGCGCCGCGCAGGCCCGCUCGCCGGGCGCCGCGGAGGGCGGCGCCGAGAGCGCCAGCGACGUCGCCCUGGAGGCGUUCGGGGCCGCGCCGGUGUUCGCGCAGCUGGCCGCGCGGGGCGGGGGCGGCCCAGAGCAGCCGAUAGCGAACGCCUGGACGCUGAAGCUGGGCCCCUUCGCCAACAAGGGCGGCCCGGGGGACGUCCUGGCGCUCAUCGACACGCUGGUGAGGGAGCUGGACGAGGACACCGAGGCGAUGAAGAAGAGGGAGAAGGAGGCGCAGCAGGAGUACGAGAUCGCCCAGGGGCUCGCUUCGGAGAAGCGCGAGACGGACAUCAAGGCCAUCGCCUCCAGGGAGGCCGUCCGGGUAAAGCUCGAGGAGAAGAUGCACCACUGGAAGCUGGGCAUCAAAGCCAAGCAGAAGGAUCUCGGUGACCACACGGAGUACACCGUGGAACUCCACAAGGAGUGUGACGGGCUGCUGAAGGACUUCGAGCUGCUGAGGCGAGUCCGCUCCGACGAGGUGGCCUCCCUCCGCAGCGCCAAGGCCAUCCUCGCGGACGCGGACGCCUCGCUCGUGCAGACGCCCCGCGGCGCGCGCUCCUCGCCGGGCGGCUGAGAGAGCCGCGGGCCUCCGCGCACCCCCCCCGGCGGCCGCACCGCUCCCCCCCGCGGGAGGGGCGCCCCGACGUGCUGGGAAAAGCGGCGCGGGCCCGGCUCUCCCCGGCGGUGUGCUCUUUGUCCUUCCUGUGGUGGGGGCGCUGGUGAAGUCG
This is a messenger RNA of Prorocentrum cordatum, 2508 nucleotides long. The record is from the annotation of a GenBank genome assembly. Lineage: Eukaryota; Dinophyceae; Prorocentrales; Prorocentraceae.